CUUAAACAACCAAACCCUCAUAAAACUGCAGGGAUCGUUAAAGAUAAAUACCUAACAACUCCAUAAUCAGCGAGCGAGAAAAAAAAGAUGUGGAGGUUAAAGAUAGGAGAGGGAGCGAAUAAUCCACACCUAUUCAGCACUAACAAUUUCGUGGGAAGACAAGCAUGGGAGUUUGAUGCAGAAGCAGGAACUGAUGAGGAACGAGCCCAAGUUGAAGCUGCUCGUCAAGAUUUCUAUCGAAAUCGCUUCAAAUUCAGAGCCUGUGGUGAUCGAAUGUGGCGGUUUCAGAUUCUAAGGGAAAACAAUUUCAAACAAACCAUAGAAAGAGUGAAGAUAGAAGAUGGUGAGAAGAUUACAUAUGAGAAAACUACGACCGCAAUGAAGAGAGCUGUGAAUUACUUAUCGGCUUUGCAGACUGGUCAUGGUCAUUGGCCGGCUCAUAUUGGUGGUAGCCUCUUUUUUAUCCCUCUCAUGGUCAUUUCCUUGUACGUUAUUGGACAUCUUGAUUCUGUACUUUCGGAAGAACAUCGCAAAGAAAUUCUUCGUUAUGUAUACUAUCAUCAGAACGAAGACGGAGGGUGGGGACUACACAUAGAGGGUGAGAGUGUGAUGUUUUGUACUACACUUAAUUACAUAUGUAUGCGAAUUCUGGGAGAAGGACCAAAUGGAGGUCUUAACAAUGCUUGUGCUAAAGGACGAAAAUGGAUUCAUCAACAUGGCACUGUAACUCAUAUUCCUCAAUGGGGAAAAUUCUGGCUUUCAGUUCUUGGUAUAGUUGAUUGGAGUGGAUGCCAUCCUUUGCCACCUGAAUUUUGGAUGCUUCCUAACUUUUUUCCUAUGCAUCCAGGAAAAAUGUGGUGUUAUUGUCGAUUGAUAUAUAUGCCUAUGUCCUACCUAUAUGGAAAAAAAUUUACGGGUCCAAUCACACCAUUAAUUCUGAAUUUGAGGGAAGAGCUGUUUACUGAGCCAUAUAAUGAAAAUAUGUGGAAGAAAGCACGUCAUAAGUGUGCAAAGGAAGAUCUUUACUCUCCCCGUCACUGGAUACAAGAUCUAAUAUGGGAUGGUGCUUAUUUUGUUGCUGAGCCCAUUCUGAGACGUUGGCCCUUGAAUAAGUUGGUUAGAGAAAAAGCACUUAAACUAACAAUGGAGCAUAUUCAUUAUGAAGAUGAAAAUAGUCGAUACAUGGACGUUGCGUGUUUGGAAAAGAUGUUAUGUAUGGUUGCUUGUGCGGUGGAAGAUCCAAAUGGAAAAGCUAUUAAGAAGCAUCUUGCAAGGGUUCCUGAUUAUCUUUGGGUUUCAGAAGAUGGAAUAACACUACAGGCUUCUGGAAGUCAAUCCUGGGAUGCAGGCUUCAUGGUUCAAGCUCUUUUAGCUACUGACCUAAUGAAGGAUUUUGGUCCCACACUUGCAAAAGCAUAUGAUUUUCUUAAAAAGUCUCAGGUUCAAAACAAUUCGUCAGGAGAUUUUAAGAAAAUGUUUCGUCACAUGUCGAAAGGGACAUGGACCUUUACUCACCAGGAUCAUGGAUGGCAAGUUUCUGACUGCACUGCAGAAUGUCUGAAUAGUGUUCUGCUUCUAUCAUCGAUGCCUGAGGAGAUUGUGGGAGAAAAGAUAGAGCCUCGAAAGUUAUAUGAUACAGUCGAUUUCUUAUUGUCAAUUCAGAGUAAAAAUGGAGGUAUAACGGCGUGGGAGCCAUCACUGUCUCAAAAAUGGUUGGAGUUACUGAAUCCGACGGAAAUGUUUGCUGAUAUAAUAAUUGAGCACGAAUAUGUGGAAUGCACUGGAUCAGCAAUGCAGGCUUUGGUAUCGUUCAGAAGGGAACAUCCAAAUUACAGGGGGAAAGAUGUUGAUAAUUUCAUUGUCAGAGCAGUUGAAUACCUCGAAAAUGAACAAAAAAGUAAUGGUGGUUGGUAUGGGGAGUGGGGGAUUUGCUUCACUUACAGUUCUUGGUUUGCACUUCGAGGUUUAGAUGUUGCUGGAAAGACUUACAAUAAUUGUGAAGCCAUUCGUAAAUCUGCGAAAUUUCUACUCUCAAUACAGAAUGAGGAUGGUGGGUGGGGAGAGAGUUAUCUUUCAUGUCCAAUGAAGACUUACGUGGCUCUUGAAGGAAAUCGAUCACAUGUUACUCAAACAGCUUGGGCUCUAAUGGCUUUAAUUCUUACUGGCCAGGCCGAUAGAGAUCCAAAUCCCCUCCACCGUGCAGCAAAGUUAAUAAUCAAUUCACAGUUGCAAAGUGGUGAUUGGCCUCAAGAGCAAGCGACGGGUGUAUAUUUGAAGAAUGGAGUGUUGCAUUACGCUUUAUACAGAAAUGUUUUUCCAUUAUGGGCUUUGGCUGAAUAUCGUACCAAAGUUUUAUUGCCUUCCACUUCUGCGUAGCUUCAAAUGCUGUGAGCUAUGAAAGACAAUUAAUAUCAUAGAAGUAAAGAAUCCGGCAAAUAAAAUAAGAGAAGUUGGUGUUUCAGUUCAGUAGUAAUACGCUUUUUCCUUUUCCUGUAUUCUUAAUUCUGAAGCGGUCCUUUUCUGUCAUAGAUGGAUUGCAUCAGUAAAAAGACCACUGUGAGGAUUAAAUCAAAUGAAUGUAUAAUAAAAUUACAUGUAAGAAUUAAAAUCA
Molecule: messenger RNA, 2611 nt
Organism: Vigna unguiculata (cowpea)
Lineage: Eukaryota; Viridiplantae; Streptophyta; Magnoliopsida; Fabales; Fabaceae
Product: beta-amyrin synthase-like
Biological process (GO): triterpenoid biosynthetic process
Cellular component (GO): lipid droplet
Molecular function (GO): beta-amyrin synthase activity
Source: RefSeq, a predicted model, not a curated record